Molecule: messenger RNA, 1487 nt
Organism: Owenia fusiformis
Lineage: Eukaryota; Metazoa; Annelida; Polychaeta; Sabellida; Oweniidae
Source: the annotation of a GenBank genome assembly
AUUACGGCCAAUGAGAAAGUGUGGAUCAUAUUAGCUUCGGUUUUCGUAGUUGUUGUUGGAAAAGACAAAAAUGGCACGGGACGAAAGCCCCGAAAAGCGAAAAGACAGAGGUCGAGCUAGAAAGAGAAGAUCAGCAUCUGCCAGCAGCUCAUCUGAUUCGUCAAAAAGUCGUUCACGUUCCGGAAGUUCCAGUAGCUCAAGCUCAGGAAGUAGUUCCUCUGGAAGUAGUUCCGGCAGCUCCAGAUCAGGAAGCAGCAGUUCAAGUAGUUCCAGUGGAUCGAGUUCAUCGAGGAGUCGCAGCAGGGGACGUAGCGGGCGAGGAAUCAGACAGAGGAAAAAGUCUCGAUCAAAAUCUCGUUCCAAGUCCAGAUCUCCAAGAAGAAAGAAAAGAAGCCCAUCUCCAAAAUCAUCAAAAAUAUUUGUAGCAAGAAUCACACGAAAUGUUAACCAAGAACACAUUCAAGAGAUAUUCGCCAAUUAUGGCGUCAUAAAACAUAUAGAUUUCCCUGUGGAUAGGGCUCACCCAGAAUUCACAGUUGGGUCAUGUUAUAUACAAUAUCAUAAUCCAGAGGAUGCAGAAAAAGCUGUAAAAUAUAUGGAUGGAGGUCAAAUAGAUGGCCAGGAAAUCACUGCAAAUGCUGUACUGGUUGCUCGUGAUCCUCGUCCCCCACGACGUAGCCCGUUCAGAGGUGACAGAUGGGGUGGUCCCAGGGGAGGGCCCAGGCGAUCACCCCCACGCUUCAGAGAUAGACGGAGGUCUCCCCCUAGGAGAAGAUCUCCCCCAAGGAGAAGGUCAAGAUCUCCUGUGAGGAGGCGCAGGAAAUUGGAAUAUUUGUAAUGGACUGAUGUGGUCGCUGUCCAUGACUGGUGUGGUUAAACAGGUGUGGUUAUAUACACUGCCUUAAGGAUUGGUGUGGUUCUCUGGAUGGAGGACUUGUGCAAAAUGGUCCAGCCACUAUGUAGAAUGGUUAAGAGAAAAAUAUUGCUUGUAAUAUGGUUUAAUCUGGCUGUGUUUGAUUGAUAUGGCUCAGUUACAGGCAGAUUAUCCUACUUCUACUCCCAACAUGAGAAAGUAACUCAAUUUUCAUUGUGGAGAUAAUUGUUAGGAUUCAGCAUCAAAGUUCACCUUAGAAUUUGACAUUGGUGAAUACAGUGAAGAUUUAUCAUCUGUAAUCUGCAUCAGAAUCUGUGAAGUCCUAGCUUUGUGGGUUCAUUGGAUGGUAAACUAAAAAGGCUUGCAAUGCAGUUAAUGUAUGCCAUUGGACAGUGACAAUGCAAUAAGUUAAUGCCUACAGUGAUUGUACUUCUGAUAAAAGAAUAUUUUGACCCAUCACAUUUUCUUCAGAAUUUUGUCAUAAAUAUUUUCACAGAAGCGAAAAGUGUAACUGGAUCAAAGAUGGUCAGAAUUUGAAUUGUUCACUUUUAUUUUAUAUAUCCACUCCGAAAUGUAUCUUGCUUUCAUCAUUGGCCUAAUUCAUCAAUUAAAU